This is a messenger RNA of Anoplopoma fimbria (sablefish), 5087 nucleotides long. It is a transcript of the gene lrrc7, whose product is annotated as leucine rich repeat containing 7. The coding region runs from base 15 to 5087 and encodes 1690 amino acids. Gene Ontology annotation, cellular component: postsynaptic density; postsynaptic membrane; adherens junction. Lineage: Eukaryota; Metazoa; Chordata; Actinopteri; Perciformes; Anoplopomatidae. The record is from RefSeq and is a predicted model, not a curated record. Gene Ontology annotation, biological process: neurotransmitter receptor transport postsynaptic membrane to endosome; neurotransmitter receptor transport, endosome to postsynaptic membrane. The transcript has 33 exons. Gene Ontology annotation, molecular function: protein binding.
UGCAGUGUCUGGAAAUGACCACUAAGCGGAAGCUGAUUGGCCGGCUGGUGCCGUGCCGUUGUUUCCGUGGUGAAGAGGAAGUGAUCUCAGUGUUGGAUUACUCCCACUGCAGCCUGCAGCAGGUCCCAAAGGAAAUCUUCAGCUUUGAGAGGACUCUGGAGGAGCUCUACCUCGACGCCAACCAGAUUGAGGAACUACCCAAGCAACUCUUCAACUGCCAGGCCUUGAAGAAGCUGAGCAUGCCCGAUAACGACUUGUCCACCCUGCCCACCACCAUCGCCAGCUUGGUUAACCUCAAAGAGCUAGACAUCAGUAAAAACGGUAUCCAGGAGUUUCCCGACAAUAUAAAAUGCUGUAAAGGUCUGUCUGUGGUGGAGGCCAGUGUCAACCCUAUCACCAAACUCCCAGAUGGUUUCACGCAGCUCCUGAAUCUGACACAGCUCUUCUUAAACGAUGCCUUCUUGGAGUAUCUUCCAGCUAACUUUGGCAGACUCUCCAAACUACGGAUCCUGGAGCUCAGAGAGAACCACCUGAAAACCAUGCCAAAGUCCAUCCACAGACUGACACAGUUGGAGAGGUUGGAUCUGGGUAGCAAUGAAUUCUCUGAGAUGCCAGAGGUGUUGGAACAGAUCCACAACCUAAGAGAGCUGUGGCUGGAUAACAACUCUCUACAGUGUAUACCAGGGGCGAUAGGAAAACUUCGUCAGUUGCGGUACUGUGACUUAGCUAAGAACCGUAUCGAGACGUUGGACACGGAAAUCUCAGGCUGUGAGGCCAUGGAAGACCUGCUGCUGUCCUCCAACAUGCUGCAGCAGCUCCCUGACUCUAUAGGAAUGUUAAAGAAGCUGACCACAUUGAAGGUAGAUGACAACCAGCUGACCUCACUGCCUAACACCAUCGGAAGUGCGAAGCCCAAGCACGGUCUGUCUCUAUUGGAGGAGUUUGACUGUAGUUGUAAUGAGUUGGAGUCGUUGCCUCCCACCAUCGGCUACCUGCACAGCUUGAGGACCUUCGCUGCUGACGAGAACUUCCUCUCAGAGCUGCCGCGGGAGAUCGGUAACUGUAAGAAUGUGACAGUAAUGUCACUGCGGUCAAACAAACUGGAGUUUCUUCCUGAUGAGAUUGGACAGAUGACCAAACUACGAGUGCUUAACCUCAGUGACAACAGGUUAAAGAAUCUACCGUUUACCUUUACUAAGCUGAAGGACCUUGCAGCGCUCUGGCUUUCUGACAAUCAGUCCAAGGCUCUGAUCCCACUGCAGACAGAAGCCCACCCUGAAACCAAACAGAAGGUUUUAACCAACUACAUGUUUCCUCAGCAACCGCGACAUGAUGAGGAUUACCAGUCGGACAGUGACAGCUUUAAUCCUACUCUGUGGGAGGAGCAGAGACAGCAGAGGAUGACUGUGGCCUUUGACUUUGAGGACAAGAAGGAGGAAGAAGACAACUCUGGGAAGGUCAAGGUGGAGAUAAACCUAAAGCGCUACCCAACACCCUACCCUGAGGACCUUAAGAACAUGGUCAAGUCAGUGCAAAGCCUUGUGGGUAAAAACGUACAUGCCGGACACGGGCACCAGCACCAGCACCAACACCAACACCAACACCAGCACCAGCACCAGCAUCCGCACCAGCACCAGCUGAGCACAGGCACUGCCACAUCGGCAGGAACCAACAUGGAACACACACACCUCAGCAAAGAGCAGUACGAACCACCGUGGCCCCUGCCUCCCAAAGAGGUGACAGACCGAGAGAUGCAGGACUUCUCUCAGUCUCAGCUAAUGGAUCAGGGAUCAAUGCAUAACUCUGGCAUUGACAUUCCCAAGAGAAAGGACAAGGAGGACCUGACGGAGAGCUCAGAGGACUCGAUGGGCGGCUCUCCCAACGACAUCCGUAUUUCCGACAUGAGGCCCACCCUGGUGGAGCCGCCGAUGUACAAACCAAAGGUGGUUCUGCUGGGGAAAGACAAGAAAGAGUCUACAGAUGAAGAGGUGGAUAAGCUCCACUGUCUGAACCACAGCGGCUCCUCAGCCACUUACUCCGACUACUCUCCCUCACAGGGCUCCUCCGGCUCCUCCAACCCGCCCGGCAACGCACACCCACACCCACACCCACACCCACACUCUCACGCACACGCACACCCACACCCACACCCACACCCACACCCACACCAACACCAACACCAACACCAACACGCUCCUGCCCUCCCGGCCCCAAACAAGGACCAGGCGCCUCAAACACACUGGACCAACAGACUGGCUCAGUCUUUCCCCAAACCCAUUGACUCCAAGCCCCUGCUAUCUCAGAGAGAAACCCCUCCAUCAGGAACCCUGCAGCAGCGCGGGGAUCGACGCCCACUGAGCGAGCCUUUUGAUUGGUCUGAGGCUCCUCACUACGACAACACAGGUUUUGAUGCUGAGGAGUCUCCCAUGGAUCCUCCGACCUCUACUGGGAGUCAGGGAAACCCGCCGCUUGGCUCCAAACCCCGCAGCCAGUCAACACAUGGGCGCCGCCCCCUCCUCAGGCAGGAGCGGAUCGUAGGAGUGCCUCUGGAGCUGGACACUCAGACGCUCCCCUUCCACGGCAACCAACGCUCCACUCCAGACAAUGACCCACAAUCAGGACAUUCUUCCCAGAAUCCCUGGCAGAACUGGACCAGAACCCCAAGCCCGCUGGAGGACCGGACAGCUUUUCCCUCCAAACUGGACCUGACGCCCACCUCUAGCCCCAACCCGGACCGCAAGGACUUGGACCCGAGGCUGGAACAAGGAGCAGGGCCUUUGCCCGGCAGCUGGACGUACCACGACAAUCAGGGGGAGCAGAACAGGAAGGAUCAGCUAAGUGUCAGCGGUGGCAACAAGGUAACCGUGGUGAUGAGUAAAAGCUCGGACCGCCUUUCCCCGAUGAUGAGGGAGACAAGAUCCAAGUUUAAGAAGUCACAGAGCAUCGAUGAGAUCGACAUUGGCUCCUACAAGGUCUACAGUAUACCCGUGGACAGCUACAGUUCAUCCAUUGAGCAACAGACUAGUUUGGACCGCCAAGAGAUGCCUGGUUCUAUGGAGCAGACCAACAUGUCACGGUCACAGUCUGCCCCAAUGUUAGACGAUGAGCUGAUCUUCCCAGGACACGGAGGCAGCAACCAGAACCAAAAACCUGCCAUCCCGCACAAGGCCUACCACUUUGACCACAACUACAACCCCCAGGUGACCAUGGACCGUAGGGUCCCUCCCCCAUUCCCCAACACACCAGAUUAUGUCAACCACUCAUCGAAAGCCUUGGAGUACAUCAAUCAACCAGGGAAGACAUUACCCAAGGAGUUGGUGAGCCCUCGGUAUCGUGCAUAUCCUCCGCUUGAGAUGUUUUCUUUCCCCCAAUCGCCGAUCAACCAGGAUGGUCAGCCCAGCCAGCAUCAGCAGCCAAUCCCUGCACAGCGAUCCAGGCCAGGAUUUUUGAGGAGAGCGGAUUCAUUGGUGAGCUCUACAGAGCUUGCUUUGUUCCGCAGAGUCCAUGAAGCCCAGCAGGAGGCGCUGCAGGAAGCUCAGUACAGACAGCAAGCGGACCCCCCUCUUUACGGUCGGGCUCUGGCCUAUUCCACGCCCAUGGAGCACUCUGCUCUCACCAACAUGGCCGACAGCCAGAGCCAGAUGAUGCACAACAAGAGAAACGGUCGCUACGAUGACGACUACACCACCUACCAGGAACAGAAGAAGCCCAUGAUUGGUUAUCCGACCAAGAGCCUGACUCAGCGCCGCCCCCUGUCUGCAAGGAGCUACAGUACUGAGACAUAUGGAGCAUCUCAGGCACGUCCAGUGUCAGCUCGUCCCACCAUGGCUGCCUUGCUGGAGAAAAUGCCCCCUGACUACACUCUGGCAACCUGCCCUGAGAAACCAUCUGAUGACACCAUCAAAGUAAGACCCGGCGUACCACUGAAGCCUGAAGACAUCACCUCCAGGAUGCCCGCCGAUUGGAGGCAACAGCUACUUAGGCACAUAGAGGCCAAACGAUUGGACAGGAGUGGUGUCCUAAAGCACAACACGCUCACGCUGGGCAUGCUCUGUCAGGGCGGGGGUCACGGCCAGGGGCGCAGCAGCACUUUGAACUUUAAUCUUUACAAUAACACUAAGCAUGAGCCCCCUGCUGGCCGCUGGCUGCCACUACCUCCUCCUCCAUCUGCUAACGCUACCCCAUCUCAGCAGGCUGCCAUGCUGGAUAAUGAUCAGGAGGGGCUGACAGGGGGAAACCAGUGGGCUCCCUACUCACUUGGCAGGAGGGACGUCCCACCGGACAACCUCAUGAAAAAGAGUGCCCACUCGCACAACCCCUCCCACCAGUCACACAACACCAUGAUCGUCACUUCCUCCUCCUCUUCCUCUUCCACUACGCCUCACCGUGUAGUCGUGCAGCAGGGCUACGACGGGAUGAUGAACAAAGGGGGCCAAUACCAACCGGGAAUGCCCCUGUCAGUUGUUCCCUCUGGGGGGCCUGGGCAGUACCAAGGCAACAUGCCUCAAGGUAAAUGUUUCUUUUUUUUUUUUUUCUUCCCUCCAGGCCAUUCCGCCCCUGGACAGGGUUACCCCGGCGCCGGCCUGCCCAUGGCUCUGUCCCCAUCUGGGAACCAGCCCCAGUACAACCCCCAUUCUUCCCACACAUCCCAUCAGCCCGCCACCAACCCGCAGUACCACGGCAACCAGGGCAUGGGCAUGGUCCAUAGUAAUCAGGUUGUCAUGACUCACACCAACCCACGGCCUCAGAGCGCUCGCUGCCUGUUGCAGACGAAAGGCCAGAAGAGCACGGAUGGUUUCCAGGAACAGUUGUGUGUGAGAAUAGAGAAGAACCCUGGUCUUGGUUUCAGUAUCUCUGGUGGCAUCAGCGGCCAGGGGAACCCCUUCAAACCGUCCGACAUGGGUAUCUUUGUUACUAGGGUACAGCAUGACGGGCCCGCCGCCUCCGCCCUGCAGCCCGGAGACAAGAUUCUGCAGGCUAACGGACAUAGUUUUUUACACAUGGAGCACGAGACAGCCGUCUCUCUGCUGAAGAGUUUCCAGCGGACGGUGGACUUGGUGGUUCUGAGAGACAGCAGCACUUGCUAG